This is a messenger RNA of Castor canadensis (American beaver), 2763 nucleotides long. RefSeq lists its product as uncharacterized. The record is from RefSeq and is a predicted model, not a curated record. Lineage: Eukaryota; Metazoa; Chordata; Mammalia; Rodentia; Castoridae.
AUGAGCUGUUUGUCUUAAGCUACCCAGAUAUCUUCCAGUAUCAUCUCCUAAUCUCUUAUAACUGCACUUGAUGUUAACUCUUCUCUGACAAUGUCAGAGAAUUUCCAAAACCCAUCUAUACUUGGAACUACAAAUUCUCUCCAGCUUUCACCUCCUGUGGUGAGCAAUGACACUUCCCUAACAGGAAGCAACUGCAACUUCUCCAGAGUCUCUGGUCCACCUGUCACAUCAGCAUGGCUACUGCCAUCAGCCUCUGACACUUUCCAGCCACUCAUGAAUAAUGCCUACCUAUUCCAACAUUCUAGCACAACCAUGUUGUCUGAAGUUACUGACCAGAGCCAGACCUCUACUUCAGCUGCCCCCUAUCCAGGUAUUUUUGAGUGGGAUGUCACAGGAAGCACUAAAAAGAAGUUACCUUCAGUUGAGGACUUUACUGUGACACUCAUUGACCAGGACACAGCAAUUUCUUCUAUGACUGUGACAACUCAUUAUGACAAAACUCUAGAUGCAAAUACGGUGGUCCCCCUGAAUCCAUCAUUGUCUGCCAACUUUGUUCAAGGGACACCAUCUCAGACUCCAAAUCAAGGACAUAGCCUGUCACUUCCCUACCAGGAAGGAAGCCAGGUCUUUUACUAUAAUCAAAACACAUUGGAACCUGUGUUAUCUGGAGAACUUGGCCCCUGCUUGCAAUCCUAUGACUCUGUUUCAUACACAGGGAGUAGGGCCUCUGCCCCACAACCAGAAAUAGUGAUGGUGUUAAAGGAGGUUCAGCCUACAAACAUCCUGACACCAAUUUCCACCUCUGGAAUCUACUACUCUGUGGCUUGUCAUCCCAACACAGAAAUGAGUUUUCAAGUGAUGGAAACUUCCAUGGAGAUGGAGACUUCCCAAGGUUUGCAACCUCCAAGCAAGACAUUUUGUCUUUCACAAACUCCAGAAUUCCUCACAUCCUGCAGCAGCAUAAAUGCUCAGAUACUUGAGAAUGACCCACCUCUUGAUCCUGGAAACACUACAAUAGCUCCAGUCCGAAGUUCUACCAAUAUCUUGGCUUUGCCACCAGCUCCAAAUCAGGGACAAACAGAAAAUGGGAAUUUGUGUGAAAUUAAAACCAAACUUUCAAAGCCUCUGGAUGCCUACCAGAUCCCAGUAGAAAGUCAAGAUCCUCUGUUAUUCCCUUUAGAAAUCCCUGACACUCACCAGCUUCUGACCUGCAUCAAUCCUUUGGGGCAAGGGAAGCCUGAUUCUGAAAAUGUUAAUUUAGUAAAGAAUACCCUAAGUCUUGACGGCCAAGGGACACUUGAAAAUGGGAUCAUGUUUAGCAAUGGUUUUGCAGAUAUUGCUGCACUGGUGGAAGAUAAUCACCUUCCACCCAUUUUCCACUCUUUAACAGAUCUUGACCAAUCCAAAGUUCCCACAGCCAUCAAAGCCAAAGACAUGAGAGUCAUUGAGGUGAAUCAGGUGCAGAAAAAGUCAAGUGUCAGAAAGGGUCCCACUGACCAAAUCAGAAAGAAGAAAGAUAAAGCCUCUGAGCCUAUUGAUGGAGCUCCUAAGGCCAAACUUCAGCGCCAGAACCCACAGUGCCUGCUGGAGGGAGAAGUGGUUGUGUGCAGUGCUGCAUCCAGUGACAGGCCUCUUGUGAACACAACCAAGCAUUCUACUAGCAAACCUCUGAAAGCUGCAUCCAGCAGGACCAGCAAAGCUAAAGGCUAUGGGCAGGAAAAGAUCGAAAUGUCCAGAGAAAACAACAAGAUUGCUGAAGAAAAUAAGCAGACAGGGAACAAGGUGAAGUCAGAGGAGAAAACAAUUCCCAAGAUGAAGUGGAAGAGAAAUCAACCUGAGCUUAGCCAGGAGACCUUUAAAAAGCCUCGAACCUACCUAGGCAUGCACAUGUUGCAGUCAGUGCAGGUUUUUCAUGCACUGGGGAAGAAGAAUGAUAAGAAAAUUGGAUCAUCUUCCUGUCAGCCCCUGGGAAAUUCAAGCACCAGCAAAGGCUCCCAGUUUUCUCCAGUUAUUAAAUCACAGCUGGAUACUCCACAUGAGGGGAAAUGUCCUAAGAAAACUCAAGCCAAAGCCCAGAAACAAGAUAACAGUGCUGCCAAUGAAUAUCCAUCUCCAUCCCAGUAUGAGCUGCCCCUACCUGGGAAGGUCAAGUUGGUACCUUUACCAUUUCCAACUCUGGACAAGCCUCAACCUUGACCUGUUCCUCAGGGGCCACAGUCUCUUAGCUCACAUAAGUCCACUGCAUCUUAUCCUGUUAGGCCUCAUGCUAACUCAGCUCAAUCUAUGGCAGUCAAUGCAUCUCAACCAGCUAGUGCCAAAUCUUUGAUGGGGCCUGCCAAACCAGCUUGGCCAAUUUCAAUCAAUGCAACCUUACCGGCUUUGACCAAGCAUCCCAGACCUUGUGUAUCUCAGUCUGGUGCUGCUGGUCCUGCACUCUACAAAACAUCAUCUUGCACUUCUUUCCUGCGGGACCCUGUUUCCACUACUAUGACCAAGUUCCAGCUACCACCUAAGCUUCAAACCCAAUUUCUACUCCAAGAUUUCAGCUUUCAACCAAUACCAUGGAGGAAGCCCAAUGUUCCUGAGCCAGUAAUGUCAAGCCCCAUCACAAAAGAGCAGCAGCCAGAAUGUGAGGCCAUGAAAAGGAAGGCUCAGCAAGAGCGUGAGCAUGCAGCCAAAUACACUUCUUUGGGAAAAGUGCAGUUUUUCAUUGAGAGGGAAAAAGAAAUGGAAAUUUCUCAAUACUAUGGCUAUGUGAUGUAA